UGGGCAAGGGGAUGGCGCAAGAGCUGCGCUGCCUCCUGCUGCUGACGCUGCUGGGCUGGGUGGCGGCGGCCGGGAUCAGGGCCCCCCCAAGGCAGGGGGAGACGGCCAGACGGGUCAGCGCCACAGAGUUGAAGGCUGCAGUCCUGCCCUGUGGAGGGACUGGAGCUCUGUAUGGGGACCCCCCCACUCAGCUGUCACUCUCCUGGCUGUGGAGGGGCCCACGGGGCCAGGAGCUGCUGAGCCUGAACGCGACCCUGGGGGAGCCGCCCUCUCACACCAGGAUGGGCAUCGGGGUCCAGGGGUCACUGGUGCUGCCCAACGUCUCCACCUCGGACGCAGGCGUCUACAGUUGCCAGUGGGAUGGGGACAGCCGGGGAAACGUGCUGCUCAAUGUGCCAGGGAGCCGGGAGCACUACAUCUCUGGGACCCACGGGGGGCAGGUCGUGCUCCCCUGUGCCGCAGGAAAUGCCACUGCUGUGGACUGGUUCAGGGAUGCAAACAACAGGACCUACCAGUUUGACCGCGCUGGCCCUCGGCACCGGCCCAACAGCAGUGCCCUGCUCAUCGAGAGGCUGGAAUCAGGGGAUGCUGGGCAGUACCGAUGUCAGGCCAGGAACCAGAACUGGACUGUGCACCUGCACCUGGGAGGGGAGCCGUCAUUCUCGGUGCUGGCAGGGGACACAGCCCGUCUCCCCUGCAAUGGCUCCAUGCCGGGUGUCUGGGUCCAAGGCUCCCUGGCCUGGAAGCGGCUGGGCCCGGGGAUCUCGUGGCAGCAGCUGGUGGAGCUGGCGGCUCGGCGCUACGGAACCUACAAGUUCCAGCUCGCCCUGGGCAUGGGGGCAGCCCUGGUGCUGCCGGCAGUGACGCUCGACCAGGCUGGGACCUACCUCUGUGUCCGGGGCAACCACAGCCACGCCGUGGAGCUGGAGGUCACGGCCCGCACAGGAGGGUGGCAGCCCUGGAUCGUGGGAGCAGCGGCAUUUGGAUACGUUGCUAUUGGCCUGGCCUCCUUCUUUGGAUACUACCAGAUCCGCCGAGCCCUGCAGACCAGGAGGAGGAGGAACCGCCUGAUGGAUCCAGCCAGGAGGUUUUUCAAGGUGACUGGGAAUGGGGCUCACACCCCUUACGGGAAUGUCCUGCCCCUUGCAGACACUACUGAUGUCAGGCAGACAAAUGCAGUGCCCUAUGAGAACGUGGCACAGGAUGCAAGAGGGCAGGGGAGGCCACUGCCUGCAGAGGGGCCCAUCAGUACUGUUGAAUCAGAGGAUGAGGAGGAGUAUGAGCACCCGGACAGUGAGGAAGAACCAGCACCCGAGGAUGGCGAUGGCUAUGAAAACACCAAUGGGGACAUGAAAUUGUGUAUGGGGGACAAGGGGUUCAGCGAUGGCGCCUGCUACGAGAACAGUCUGGAGGAGAACAGAGCAGGAGGCAACUGGGCUUCAGAUGCUGCCCACUACACAAAUGCUCGCCAGAGCCCCGGGGCCGAAGACCAGGUCUCUGAAGACAGCGAGUGUUACGAGAACACGGAGGAGGACAGCGCCCCACUGAGCCCUGGAGCUGUGCGGCUCGUAGCAGGUGAUGGGCUCAGGGAUGGUAGGGGGCUUGGGAUCAUUCUUCCACCCCAGGAUCUGUGGGCGCUGUGUGUGUGUGUGUGUAUCCUGGGGUGCCUGUGGGUGUGUGUGUGUGGGGCGCUAUGUGUGUGUGUGUGUAUCCCAGGGUGCCUGUAGGGGGUGCUGUGUGUGUGUGUGUGGAUUCUGGGGUGCCUGUAG
Chelonoidis abingdonii (Abingdon island giant tortoise) is the source of this 1769-nucleotide messenger RNA. The record is from RefSeq and is a predicted model, not a curated record. Lineage: Eukaryota; Metazoa; Chordata; Testudines; Testudinidae.